AUGCCACACAAUGAGUUCAUCCUCAGCCAGCUGGUCUUCGCCAACCUGAUGGUGACACUGAGUCGGUGUAUUCCUCAGGUUCUGACCGCAUUGGGCAACGACCUGCUCUUCAAUGACCAUGCAUGCAGAACAAUGAUCUUUGCCUACCGUUUUAGCCGUGGCAUGUCAAUCGCCCUUACCUCCCUGCUGAGCUUCUACCAAUGUGUGGUUAUUGCUCCACCCAAACCUGGCUGGGCCUGGCUGAAACGCUGGGUUCCUGGCCACCUACCGCACAUCAUCAUCUUCAUCUAUGGGCUCAAUGUGAUCACCUACUCCCCUGCCAUCCCCUACAUCAAGUCCUUUCCUGCCAACGGCACCAUCCCAGAGUUCACCCUUAACCUGAAGUUCUGCAUUGUGGUGUUUCCAGGCCCCACGACUUACUUAAUCAAAGGUAUUGAAAACAUCGUACGAGACUUUGCCUUUGUUGGCCUGAUGGCAGCAGCAGCAGUGUACGUGAUGCUGAUCCUACAUCGGCACCGUCAGCAGGUUCAGAGUCUGCAGGGGGCCGGCCGGAAGACGGAGGAGGCAUCACGUGCCGUUCUGCUGCUCGUGAGCACGUACGUGCUGCUGUUCAGCUUGGACAAUGUACUGUGGGGCUACACGCUCUCUGUCUCCCGGGUGCACCCAACCGUCUCCGACACACGCGUCUUCUUCGCCAACGGCUACUCAGCCAUCAGUCCUGUGCUCAUUAUCAGCACCAACAAGAAGCUGUCUGCUUACUUUCGCUGUGGCAUCAAACGCAAAGCAACAGAAAACAACCCCAACAGUAAGGUGCCAAACACCUCACUGGUGACAAUAACACAAUGA
This is a messenger RNA of Conger conger (European conger), 846 nucleotides long. RefSeq names its product olfactory receptor class A-like protein 1. Gene Ontology annotation, cellular component: membrane. The transcript has a single exon. Lineage: Eukaryota; Metazoa; Chordata; Actinopteri; Anguilliformes; Congridae. Gene Ontology annotation, biological process: G protein-coupled receptor signaling pathway. Gene Ontology annotation, molecular function: pheromone receptor activity. The coding region runs from base 1 to 846 and encodes 281 amino acids. The record is from RefSeq and is a predicted model, not a curated record.